This is a messenger RNA of Bipolaris sorokiniana ND90Pr, 1669 nucleotides long. RefSeq lists its product as uncharacterized. The record is from RefSeq and is a predicted model, not a curated record. Gene Ontology annotation, cellular component: nucleus. NCBI's taxonomy places the organism in Eukaryota, Fungi, Ascomycota, Dothideomycetes, Pleosporales, Pleosporaceae. Gene Ontology annotation, molecular function: siRNA binding. The transcript has 3 exons. Gene Ontology annotation, biological process: regulatory ncRNA-mediated heterochromatin formation. Bases 155 to 1471 code for a protein of 438 amino acids.
UCAUCUUACUGUUUGCUCUUGCCAUAUUCAGCGGAUACAAACCGCUACAGGCCACCAACAGUGAAGCCAUUCCCAACAGCUCAGUUGUCCCAUUCUUUCUCAGGUCUCUCCAACUCAUCUGAAACCUCAUCUCUUUCCAAGAAGCAGUAUCAACAUGUUUCGGCGUAUAGAAAACACCAUGAAGGCGGACCCGUCGUUCCCUGCUGACCUCAAACAACUCGGCUUCUUUAUCAACGAUACAGGUCACAUACGUUUGAUUGAUGCACCAGAUAAGCCUCAUACCUACAAUGCCACCAAUAACGAACGUGUCAACGAGGUCCGCUGCGAGGCUAUGCACACUUGCCAGCGGAGGGAAGUUGAAGCACGGUUGUCUCGUCUGGGAAUCAGCCGCCUCUAUCUUCCACAGUACACUACAGAGAAGCCCAUAGGACCGAGCAUACCUAUCCUUGCUCCUGAGCCUGAGACGCUCAAGACGCGCAAGCAAAUCAUUGUGCUAAUAAACGAUCCCCAACAAGACCUGGGUAUCUUGUCAUAUUCUCAACUAUCGAGGGGUCUCGGUAUCAACGGCGGGUCAGUCGUCAACUUCGCCAAGCAGAUGAUCAAGCGCUCUUGUACAAACAACACUGGCGAACAAGCCGCCACCAUCUUCAAAGAUAACUACGAGCUCGACGACAAAAGCACCGCACCUAGCUUGCUCGUCCUGAAUACAUCCCAACUCCUCUAUUCUCACAAGCACAACCAAGCCAUGACUCUCCGCAGCUGGUCCGCAAUGCCACGCAAAUCCAUCGCCCACGACAUGAUCCGCAUCCACGACUCCAACUCCAUCCCUGGCCACCUCGCUCCAAAAGACCAUAUCAAAACCGUCUUCGACGAGAUCCUCUACAACACCACCCGUAUCGCUGCCGACGCCGAACUCUCCAUCAUCGCAAUUGAAAAUAGCACCGAGGCCCUACUGUCCGUGCUAGCAGAAGGUUUUGAGAAAUACACAUCCCGCAUCACUGCCCUAGCCCUCCUCCAUUGCACCCUCGACGCCUCGCAAAUCACGCACCCCGGUCUACGCAGUUUCCUGCGCCAGCGCGCCCGCCAGUGGCGAUUCAACGACGUCACGGCGAACCCGCUGCACUGCACUGAUAUGCCCAAAUUGCACCCCGAUGGUGCGGUUGGGGAAAUGGAGAAUGUAGGCGCCGAUGAUGACAACAAGACACAUGUAGAAUGGGCCUCUGGCACCGAAGUCCCGUGUCCCACGUUCGCAGGCGGUGAUGGUGCACUUGGGGAAGAUGUGUUUAUUGAUGCUGCGGUGCAAGAUGCUGUGCUAGCAUUUUUCGAAGAGGCAAGACAUGAAGGUGCGGUUCUGGGUGAGAAGACGAGUGGGGGUCAUAUGUGGAAGCCGCAGGUUGAAGGGCUGCAGGUGGCUUUUGCGGGGACGAUGGUGGAUAGCGAAUUACUCAAGGCGACAGGGUUGAUGGAGUGAGCGACUAGGUAAGGGUGAGAUGGAUCUUUUUUUUCUUUUCUUUUUUGCAAAUAUGCGAUGUGGGUAGAUGGUACUCAGGUAUAGUGAUUGGGUCAGAAAGGUCCUUUACUUCAUUUCUGUACAUGAGUGCUUUUGCUUUAUCUGAUCUUUGCUCACCCGUAAAAGGUUUCGGUGACCAUCUGUACAAUGAAAAACGAA